AUGGCAGUGCGUAUUAACACUCGCAUUUUUGUUUGGGCGCUAUUGUGCGUGUGGCUAUUUGUUUCCACUUUAUUUCUCGGAACUGGCAUGUUGUUGCUCUACAUUUAUGACUCAGCCGUGCAGGCCAUUUUUGGUGCACCUCUGACGCGCCUCUCGCAAACUUGUGCAAUUAUUCUAUCAGGCUGGACUUUGGUUACCUUUGGUGCUGCAAUUCGAACUGCUAGGGCAAACAGAAGGUCAGUGGCUAUGAUGUUUUUCCUCUUCGCUUUGAUUGGCUUCGCAGGAGAAAUGCUGGUCAUGAUUACAUUGGCUCGCUAUCGAGAAAACGUAUUUGGCCUUACCCUACUGCACGAUUCAACUUUGCGACUGGUUCGUAGCUACGACCUAUCCGAUGUGGCCAGAAGUGCGCUGGAUGCGAUUCAUUCACGGUUUGAGUGUUGUGGUGUGGACGAAUGGCAUCGUGAGUGGAAGGACGUAGUACCGUUUCCCCCAAGAACGGAUGGAGAUACUCAGGAACCGUGGGUGCCAGCCUCAUGUUGCAUCGGGAUCUUGAAGAUUGACCCGACCUGCGGCUUUGCAAAGAUACGCGGACCACAAACUAUGGCUCAGCUGGUGAGGCAAGAAGAAUACGGUAUGCAAACUGUUGUCCCUGCACCAUGGUACUCCCGGAUAAUAAACGAACCGUGCCCGGAAAAAAUCUUUGGAUGGCUAGAAGAGGUUCCAGUCUACACACUGAUGGUUGGGCUAUCGAUUUCCGUCUCUCGAAUGAUGUUAACAAUUCACGCUGUCUUCGGCUACACCAAUAGCAGAAGAAAACGUGGUAAACGUUGA
Opisthorchis viverrini is the source of this 831-nucleotide messenger RNA. RefSeq lists its product as hypothetical. The transcript has a single exon. NCBI's taxonomy places the organism in Eukaryota, Metazoa, Platyhelminthes, Trematoda, Opisthorchiida, Opisthorchiidae. Gene Ontology annotation, cellular component: membrane. The record is from RefSeq and is a predicted model, not a curated record. The coding region runs from base 1 to 831 and encodes 276 amino acids.